UUUUUUUUUUUUUUAAAUUUUUGAAAUUGCUGAUUGGAUUGGAGAUGCGUCUAGGGCUUGAGUGGUCCUAGUGAUGCGUAUUAGGGCUUAAUUGUGUUUCCGGGUUGAAUUAAGCAGCUUAUAAUAGUCUACUGGAAAUUAGAGGAACGAUUUGUAAUAUGAAAAUAGUAAAUGAUGUUUAAGGAAUCUUUGAAAAUUGUUAAUUCAAUCCUUAGUCAAUAGGGUGUUGAUUGAACUGGCAAAUACUCCGGUAGGUGUGGAUACAUAUCCAGUUGGACUUGAUUUUCGUCUUCAAGAAGUGAUGAGUUUGUUAGAUGUUAAAUCCAAUGGCAUUCGAGUUCUUGUAUUAUAUGGUAUGGGCGGUGUUGGUAAGACAACACUUGCCAAGGCUCUUUGUAAUAAACUUGUUGGUCGCUUUGAGUGCCUAAGUUUCAUUUCAAAAGUAAGAGAAAAAUCUGCAAAUGGCGAUGGUUUAGCAUCCCUUCAGGACAAACUUAUCCAUGAUCUUUCCUCUGGUAAGGUUCCUGUAUAUUCUAAUUCUAUCGCUGCAAUCAAAGAAUUAGUUCGUGAGAAGAGAGUUCUUGUUGUUUUAGAUGAUAUUGAUAAUGUAACUCAGCUUGAUUUACUUAUUGGGAGAAGAGAAUGGUUUUUUGAAGGAAGUAGAAUCAUCAUCACCACAAGAGACAGAGAAGUUUUGCCCGAGCAUCUAGUGAAUGCAUUUUAUGAGGUCAGAGAGUUGGGAAGCUCUGACGCACUUAAGCUUUUUAGCUACCAUGCACUAAGAAGAGACAAACCCACAGAUAAAUUUUGUGAUCUUUUGGUUACAUGGGCUCGUCAGUCCAUAAGCCCAACAGUGUCAAAUUAAUCAUCCACAAACAAUUUGAUAUAGUGAACCAAUACACUAUAAAAAUGAUUUUCUCAUCAUUCUUACCUUUUAUAUGUUCAUGUGCAUAAAAUCUCGAUCUUGCAUACGCUAUGUUGAAUGCCUUGGCCCUCAUUCCAAGCCAAAGAUUUCAAAGUCUGUAUUUCAUUAAAGUAGGCACAUAGGAGGUGACUAUUCAAGUAUUAUUAUUGACAUCCUUGUUACUCAUGUUAAUACUUAUUAACAGCGAUGAAGUGCAGCGGAUUCAAUUGUUAGUCAAACGGGUGUUGACUGAACUGGCAAAUACUCCAAUGGGUGUGGCUACAUAUACAG
Messenger RNA from Corylus avellana, 1195 nucleotides. Its product is annotated as disease resistance protein RPV1-like. Gene Ontology annotation, biological process: defense response. The record is from RefSeq and is a predicted model, not a curated record. NCBI's taxonomy places the organism in Eukaryota, Viridiplantae, Streptophyta, Magnoliopsida, Fagales, Betulaceae. Gene Ontology annotation, molecular function: ADP binding; ATP hydrolysis activity.